UACAAACCGGAGUGACUGAUAAGGAGCAGCAUAGCGAUAAGGCAGCGCCCGAGUGCCGGUAGUCCAGCGUGCUGGCCGCUGUCUAAUAGUCAGUGUUGCUUGCGAGGGCCACGGUGCCACACGUUCCAGAAAGAGCAGGGGGAGCGAGGAAGUGUGGCGGUUCGCUCUUGCAAUCAAUCGUCCAUGUUGCAAAGAUGUGCGUUGCUUGGAGCAGAGGCUGGAGGCAGGUGACCGUCUGCGCUUCGCUCGGCUUCGCGCUCUUCGUCGUCGUGCACCUGAUUGUCCCGCGGUGGCAGGAUGAGGUGGAGUUCAGCAGCCGCAUCCACUGGCGCCCGCCCUCCCAGGCACUGGAGGGGGAGGUCCAAGGGCAAGGCACACUUGAGUGGAAAGAGAGUGACCUCGUGAAGGCAAUGAAGGAGAGCGUGAAGACGAAUGAACAAACAGAAUCUCUCGGGCCGAAGGAGAGGAACGACAACCUGCAGCGCCGCCUUCAGGAGACGUGCAAGACGCUCAACAUCACCCUGCCCGUCACACAAAACAUGCUCAGCCACAUGCACUUUGACCAUAAACGCAAACUCAUCUAUUGCUACGUGCCAAAGGUGGCGUGCACCAGCUGGAAGAGAGUCUGGAUGAAGAUGAUUGGAAAGGUCUCACCUGACAAGGACCUGAGCACGAUCGGCAGGUACACCGUGCACACCUCCGUCCCCAGCUUGGCCUCUCAGAAGGCGAUGGUCGACGAGGCGCUCGCGACGUACAAAAAGUUCCUUUUCGUCAGACAUCCUUUCGACCGCGUCCUGUCGGCCUUCAAGGAUAAGCUCGAGAGCACCGAUAAGACGAGUGUCUACGACUUCCAUAAGGAGAUCGGAGCUAAGAUACAGAAGAAGUACAGAACCGAAGGGGCCUCUCCAGAGGGGCACAACACGACCUUCUCCGAGUUCAUCCGCUUCAUCUCGGAGCCUGGCCGCGGCACCUUCGAGCAGAGGAACGAGCACUGGCUGUCCGUUCACGAAAUAUGCAACCCGUGCGCCGUCAAGUACGACUUCGUAGGCAAGUACGAGGACCUUAAGGAGGAUGCUAAUUACGUGCUGGACUGGAUGGGUGUCACGGACCUGGUGAAGGCUUUCCCCGCGUCCGACCGGCCGUUCUUCGCGCGCCGCUAUGACCCCAAGUACUUCAACCAGCUCAGCCACAGCGACAAGAUGGCCUUCUUCACCAAGUAUCUCGCGGAUUUUGUGGCCUUCGGUUAUGACUUUGUCUGACCCAAGAGGAUUUCGUGUGUAUUUGGAUAUGUUGUAACAAAUUAGCAAAAAGAAAAAAAUUGUGUGUUCAUAUGUGUACUUGUGCAGUUGUUUAGAUACGAGAGAGAGACCUGAGCUCAGAAGAACCAUCCACUAUAUUUUGAACAGAUGUAUAUUUCUGAUACUUUUGAUAUUUCACGGAAGGUUGUUCCUCAGUGCAGAGUUGCCUUUGGAAAACUGAAUUUCUUUGUAUCCUUAACUCCACGCUUUGUUUUUAUUUUUCUGUCUGAUCUUAUAGUUUACCUUUGAUCGAAAAUUGUCUCUUGUUUGGUCAUUGCUCUCGAGACAUGCAUGGAGGCUAGUCAGGCCCACUGUUCAUCUUUCCUUCUUUCCCUCAGUGUUUUAUUUUCUUAGGUCUUUCUUCGUAGUUCAAGUCCUUUAAAGGAAGUGCCCGUCCAAUGGCUGCUCUUUGUCCACAGCAGCGCCCUCUGGAGUAAGCAUGUGAUGACUGUGAUGAUUUUCUUACCAAUAGUUUCACUUUGUAUACUUGACUAGCCUCUUCUUCAUUUGUGCGAUAUCUGUUUUUAACUUGUUCUUUUGUGUGAACCUCUUGGUACAAGUUCAUGUUAAUAACUUUUUUUUAACGGAUUGUACCUACUUGUACUUGCAUAGAGGUCGGUUUUGACUAUAGUACAUUUGUGUGUGUGUGUGUGUGUGUGUGUAUGUGUGUGUGUGUGUGUGUGUGUGUGUGUGUGUGUGUGUGUGUGUGUGUGUGUGUGUGUGUGUGUGUGUGUGUGUGUGUGUGUGUGUGUGUGUGUGUGUGUGUGCAUGUGUUUCUUUAUAGUGUAAAUUCAGUUCUAUAAAUGAUAAUAUGCAAACCAUUAUUACACCGGUGGGCCUUCUAGAUUUAAGCGAAGCAGUCAUUCUGCGUGUGAUUAAAAAGAUUAUUUAUAUGACUAUAGUGUUUGUACUUAAAAGUGACAAUUCAUUUGUUCAAUCCAUCGAACAGCGUUUUGUGUAUAUCUCCUAUAA
Messenger RNA from Penaeus indicus, 2270 nucleotides. Its product is annotated as carbohydrate sulfotransferase 11-like. The transcript has 7 exons. Gene Ontology annotation, molecular function: sulfotransferase activity. Gene Ontology annotation, biological process: carbohydrate biosynthetic process. Gene Ontology annotation, cellular component: membrane. Bases 195 to 1259 code for a protein of 354 amino acids. The record is from RefSeq and is a predicted model, not a curated record. NCBI's taxonomy places the organism in Eukaryota, Metazoa, Arthropoda, Malacostraca, Decapoda, Penaeidae.